CGACUGGAAAUGUCAUUUUUUCGUGUUUACAAAAAAAAAGUAAAAAAAAUCCAGAAAAUCCGAACAACACGCGCUACGCAUCGAAAGAGUGGAGAAUUUUGUUGCGCAAACACCGCAAGCCAGGAAAUGUCAUUGCUGCGAGUAGUGGGACGCGAAAUAUUUGCAGCCUACCGCCAAGGACUCGUUUCUACUCAAAACAGAACGUUCCUGACGUCGGCCUAUCGGUUGGCGGACCAGCCAGCGUCUACGGAAGCCGGCGCAGAGGAGGAUCCGGCCGAAGACCAGGAAAAAGGUCAGAUUCGAGACGACCCGAAAGAUCGAACGCGCAUCAUUCCGGUUGAGACCAGCAUUCGGUAUCUGACGAGCGAGGCAUAUCAGCAAACCUACCAGGGAGAGCCCGUGUGGAAGCAGUACCGAAGAAAUCACAAAGGUACUUACGCGCCGAAGAAAACCCGCAAGAAGUGCAUCCGCCAGGGUAAACUGGCGACGGGGAAUCCCUGUCCGAUCUGCCGCGACGAGUUUCUAGUGCUGGAUCACAGGAACAUCGAUCUGAUCAAGCAGUUUAUUUCGGCGCAGAGUGGCAAGGUGCUGAGCUAUCAGAUUACCGGGCUGUGCCAGAAGCGACAUUUGGAACUGCUGGUGGCCGUCGAGCGGGCUAUGGACUACGGGUUGAUUACGUUUGACGUGCCGUUCCGGGAUUAUGACUAUUCCGAGUACUAUCCGGCUCAGAAGCAGUAGAUU
Molecule: messenger RNA, 741 nt
Organism: Aedes albopictus (Asian tiger mosquito)
Lineage: Eukaryota; Metazoa; Arthropoda; Insecta; Diptera; Culicidae
Gene: mRpS18B
Product: small ribosomal subunit protein mS40
Exons: 2
Coding region: 10-738 (242 amino acids)
Biological process (GO): mitochondrial translation
Cellular component (GO): ribosome; mitochondrion
Molecular function (GO): structural constituent of ribosome
Source: RefSeq, a predicted model, not a curated record